This is a messenger RNA of Penicillium roqueforti, 1257 nucleotides long. It is a transcript of the gene gliI, whose product is annotated as aminotransferase gliI. The record is from RefSeq and is a predicted model, not a curated record. Bases 1 to 1257 code for a protein of 418 amino acids. The transcript has 3 exons. NCBI's taxonomy places the organism in Eukaryota, Fungi, Ascomycota, Eurotiomycetes, Eurotiales, Aspergillaceae. Gene Ontology annotation, biological process: amino acid metabolic process; biosynthetic process. Gene Ontology annotation, molecular function: transaminase activity; pyridoxal phosphate binding.
AUGGCGUCAAGAAUUUCCGAUCGGUGCAAAAAGCGAAAUGCUACCAUCAUACCUAGUCUCAUAGGCCAGCAUGAUGCUGUUCUCAGCGGGGACACGACUACAAUUGACCUCAGUACGGCGGAAAACUGGGCGACCAAGACAAAGUUGCUGCAAGGCCUCGAAGGGGUAUUCAGUGGCCUGUCCGAGAAUGAUUUGGCCUACUCAUCUGGCAUUGGUGGUUGUCCUACUACGCGACAACUCAUUGCAGACUUGAUUAAUGACCGCUUUCAACCAUCAAUCCCCGUUGAAAACUCUCAUGUCGUCUUAGCGGCAGGGGGAAGCUUCGCUUUGACAGCACUUAUUGAGCAAAUCUGCGAUCCCGGAGAUGGAAUUCUCAUUGCGACACCAUACUGGGCCGGUCUCGACAUUUCCAUCAGUGUUCACGCCCAUGCCACAGUUGUGCCCGUCCAUAUACCGUUGAUCGAUUUCUUCAGCACGAAUAGCAUCUCACAUUAUGAAUCGGCGCUGGAAAUAUCUUCAAGUCCUAUCAAGGCAGUGCUAGUCUGCAACCCCCACAACCCGUUGGGUCAGUGUUACCCACUGGAGACUUUAGACGCUUUGCUCGAGUUUUGCAAGCGCCAUGAGCUGCACUAUAUUUCAGACGAAGUAUACGCUCUCUCCGCGCACCAGCCAUUUCCGGGCGGUUUCCAUCCAUUUGUAUCAGCACUUCAAAGGGGGGAUCGUGAAACGAGGGCUCAGGUUCAUGUCAUAUACAGCCUCAGCAAAGAUUUCGGCUGCAAUGGAAUUCGCAUCGGGGCGUUGAUUACUCAAUUCAACGAUGCUGUGCGCCUUAGUAGCGCUUUAAGCGUUCACAGUCAAGUGUCCUCGCUGUCGACGGUGCUGGCAUCAAAGACGAUACUGCAGCCCACCAACAUCGACACAGCAAUAAGCUAUGGGGCUCAAAGUCUGAUGGGGUCCUAUAAAGUGAUUCAAUCCUUCCUGGAGAAUGCUGGAAUGGAGUAUAUACCAGUAGCCUUUGGUAUGUUUGUAUUUAGUAGGCUUGGCAGAGUCAGCAACUUCGAUGCAGAGAGAAAGCUGCUGAGAUGUUUGAAGUCCAGAGGCGUAUCUGUGUCAUCUGGGUCAAGUUAUCAUUUCCAGGAGCCUGGUUGGUUCCGCAUAUGCUAUGCAGUUCCCAGUGAUCAGUUGGAAGAGGGUCUCAGGAGAAUUGGUCUUGGGAUUCAGGAUUUCCAUCAGACAUUCAACGUGGACGAACAAUGA